AUGAGCUCCGCCACUCGUGUCCAGGCCGCCGACCCCCGGCCGGGUGAGGUCACAGGCCCUUAUGAGGUGGGGCAGACGGGUGCGGCCACAGCGCUGUCUAGUCCGGGCGGAGGCGGCUGUGACCUAAUCCGCUGCCCGGAGCCCCGGAGCCCCUGCAAGGCGGCCGUGGCGGCGCCAUCCGAGGAAGCCUGGAUCCCGCGAUCGCCCAGCGCCGGGUGCUCAGUGGGCGGAGCAUCAGGGCGGUCAGCACUUCAGAAAGCCUGUAAAAUUUUCAGUAAAAUUCGAGGUGGUAAGAUUUAUGUGAAUGAUCUGCCAAUGAUCCAUCGCAUCUUGAAGAUCUCUAUAAGUGAUCAAAUGAGAAAGGCACUGAAGACUAUUGAUAUUGAUGCAAUUAUAGAAGGAACAGCCUUGGAUGAAGCUACUUCAAGAAAGUUAUCAUAUGUAUCAGGAUGCUAUCCACAAUAUACGAAGAAAAGCAUUUUAUCUUCCAGACUAUUUGAAUUGUCAUUAUCCCAAAAGUUAAAUACAAAGAGCCUCCAAAACCAUACAAUUAUGAAGGGGAAUGAUGACCUUGAAUUUAAAAGAUCAAAAAAUACUUUGCAAAUAAGAAAAUUCCAGGAUGAGGUUGAUAGCAGUGAUGUAGAAUUCCAGGAACCAUAUUCAAAGGAUGGCAUAAACUUCAAGAGAAGUUCAGAGAAGGUUGAAAUUCAUGACUGAAAGUCUAAACCACAAAACUUGAAGAGUGUUACAAGCCUCAAAAAGUCCCUGGAUAAAAGUGAUAUUUUUAGUAUCCCGAAACUUCAGAAGCCAGCUGUGAGAAGGCAUGCCAGCCUUCUAAAACAUGUUUUAUCUAAGGAAAAAACUGCAAUUAAUGCUCUGGGAAAUGUCUGUGAAGCUAUCAAGAAACUCCGAGAAAAUUACAUUGAUACAGAAGAACUUCAGUCCAUUUUGCAUUCAGUAGGAAUUACUUUAUCAGAUAAAGAGUUCAAGAAGAUUGUGACAGACACUACAAGAAAUGAAAAUGGAAUGGUGAAGUUAGAUGAUGUUGUGCACACUCUCUCCAAAGAGCAAAAUCUUCCUAGAUAUGACACAUUGACUGAUGUCAUCAAAGCUAUUGAUAAAAUUAAAGAUGAAAAUAUUGAUUAUGGGGAUCAAUGUCUUCAAAAUUUUGGAGUUUACCUUUCUGAUCCAGAAUUUCAGAAGAUCACAGAGUUGACUGAAGCUGGAGAAACAAAAAAAGUGAAUUUUAAAGAAUUCGUUGUUACUAUGACGAGCAACACGGAACGCUUCUCUGAAAAAUUAUUAUUGCCUGAUGCUAUUGAAAACCUCCACAGUCUUAGCAAAGAGAAGAUGAGUGCUCCUGACCUGUGGAAUACUCUGUCUAGUUUGAAAAGUAAUUUUAAAAAGGAUGAAUUCCUAGCUGCACUGAAAUUAGCAACAGUUGAUGGUGAAGGUGACAAAGUACAAAUUGAAGAAUUUGCAAAAGUGAUAAAGGAUAUGCAUGAUGCCUCCAGGUUAGAAGCAUUGAAUGAGACCAUCAGUACAUUGGACUGCAUGAAAGAAAGUAAUCAGUCUGAUAAGGACAAAUAUUCAGACAUACUUGGAAACACUGAUAAAAUUUAUUUCACUGAUGAUAAUCUUCAAGAAAUACCAGAUGAUUCAUUUGUUGAAGGUUUUAGGAAAGAGACUUUGUCUUCAAAUCUGAAAUUACCAAAAGCAGAUGAGAUUAAAGAAGCUGCUCAUAUCUUGUCACAUGUUGAUAAUGGCAAGAUUGGUAUACCUAACUUGCAGUGUGCCCUGAAAACUUUGAAUGUUAAUUUAACUGAGGAGGACUUCAGUGAAGUUUUUAAUGCCAGUAUGCUUGAUUUUGACCUUCCAGGUAGUGCAGUAGAUGUAAAAGAUUUCUUAAAGGAAAUUUUUAAAAGUCCACAUUUCAGAGAGUCUAUAGGUGAGAAGGUUGAUACUAGUGACCUGGAAAUUUUUCUGCAAAAUAUGGGGAUAGAGCUCACAGAAGAUAAAGGCAUGGAAUUACUGAACAAUCUUCCAGUUGAUGCCAAAAGAAAGGUGUAUAUGAACAGAUUGAUGAAAGAAUUGAAGUCUCUUAAAGGGACAAAGGUAUCUUCAGAUAAGGUGGACACUUUCAUUAAAAACAUGGGAAUUGACCUCAAGGAGAAAGAAAUCUAG
Kogia breviceps (pygmy sperm whale) is the source of this 2184-nucleotide messenger RNA. The record is from RefSeq and is a predicted model, not a curated record. Lineage: Eukaryota; Metazoa; Chordata; Mammalia; Artiodactyla; Physeteridae.